UUAUUAUUUUCUCUGUGCUGUCCUUCACGCCAUAGUUGACCGAAGCCUAAAAAGUUUUCGAAAGGUAUUAGUGUAACUGAACAUUUAAGCGAAGGCCAAGAUGAACACGGCGCUGAAACACUGGAGAGAGGCGGCGACGGUGAUCUUGGCGGCCGGGCUGAGACGCACUCAGAGCGCGGACUCUCUUAAAGCAGGUCUGGAAAAAGUCACUGAAGAAGCGCACAAAUCUGCCUUCGAUUAUCAAGUGCUACUGCUGAAACGCAGCGGUCACAGCGGGUUCAUGCCCAAUGCCUACGUGUUUCCCGGGGGGCUGGUGGAUUCGUCUGACUUCUCCAGCGAGUGGCAGGAGAUCUUUAAAGCCUUCACGGAAGCGCCCAACUACGGCAUUGGAGUUGUGAAGCAGCCGCCGGCGACCAGGCCACCCAUUUUCGCCACUGACAGAGCUCAGCUGGGAUCUCCGAUCCCGGGAGAUGUAGCUUUCAGGAUAUGUGCGGUGAGAGAGACGUUUGAGGAGUCAGGCGUGCUCCUCGCGGUUCCCAAACACGAGGAAAGCGGGAUUCGCGUGCACACAGAUGAUGCUUAUAGUGACACCCAGCCAACCCUGACCAGGUUGAGCGGACAGUGGAAGAAAGACGUGCUGUCAAAGUGGAGAUCUCUGGUUAUUGGUAACUCGUCGAAUUUUAUUAAGAUGUGCAGGGAGUUGCAGUGUCUGCCUAACAUCUGGGCUCUGCAUGAAUGGGGGAACUGGCUGACACCCAUAGGCGUGUACGGCAAACAGAGGCGCUACGACACAGCGUUUUACAUCUGCUGCCUACACGAGACUCCAUAUACGCUUCACGACGACAAGGAAAUCGUUCAUUUUAAGUGGUCCACUCCCUCAGAAGUGCUACACAGCUACAAAUCAAAAGAAAUUUGGAUAGCUCCACCUCAGUUCUACGACCUUGGACGAAUGUGCCAUUUUCCAGCUCUCAGAGAUCUCCAUCACUUUGCCUGGCAGAGGUCUUUGGAGGGCUGUGAGCAGUGGCUGCCUAUUUACCUGGUGUCACCUGACUGCUUUGCAAAUAUUUUACCAGGGGACGCUCUGUAUCCAGAGAAAGUGGACACUUCUGGAAUGAGUGGUGGCGUGAUGAAAAUUGAGAAAAGUCUUGAAGAGCUCCAGCGGGACAGUGCAAAGAUGCAUCGCAUUGUCGGUCAGGAUCCAUAUUCAAUAUCCAUCCAUAUGAACAUCAGACCCAAGUAUAACCACCUGCCUCCUCUCUGCAGUGAAGAUGUGGGUGGCAUCACCAAAAACAAUAGUAAACUCUGACACUUACCUGUCGCUACCCACAGUGGCAGGACUGAUGGAUAUUGUCUAGAUUAAUUUUUAAUUAGUUCAUUUGUAGGGGAGAACCGGGACGAAAGUAACAAAGCGAUUUUUUUCAGAGCUCUGACUACAUUUGCAUUUCAAGUUAUGACAGCUCGUUCAGCACGCAACCCUUGACGGAGCUGCCAAAUAUCAUGUGAUUUCAUCAUCGUUUCCCGUGGUUAGCUCCGGAAAACAGUUUUCGUAAACGGUAAAUAAACUGCUGAAGUGGUACUUUUUUUUUCUAAUUACAAGUUGUGUUUCUCGUUUCAUGCGUCACAAUAAUCAUCAAUCUACAGGUUAUUUAACACAUCCUGAAGUUUGACUUGUCAGUAUUUUUCAGUAUGAAAGUAAAUCGGGUUUAAAUGUCAGAAGUUACUGUCGUGACGAAAGUAACACAUGAUACUUUCGUCCCGCUCCAGUGACAACAAGAGUUUAUUUUGCCCCACUGCUAAUGUGGUGGCUUUCUCUGCGUUGCAGCAUUUAUUAAAACAUGUUUGUGUCAUAUUACACUAGCAGAAUAUGCCAAAAGUGAGGGUCAGAAAGACAGACAGAUGUCUGAUUUAGCCAGAUGUUUAUGAGAGGGCAUUUCUGGAGACCCGAGAGUUUGCUCUAUUCAGCCGUGAAUUCAGUUUUAAAUGAGCAAAAACACAUUAAUUAUUUACUUUUCGCUGUUGACUCUCUUGUCGCUUUGCUAACGUCAUAUCCGCCCUUCUCUGAUUGGUUUACUCCGCUUCCUGUUUGCUCGGAUUUGCUCCGCCCUAGAAAUCGAAUUGAUUCAGUGGCGACUAGACUCAUCCGCUGGUACAGUGGUGAGGCUGGAUUUUCCAGGCAAUAGUUUUUAGCCAUACCGUAGCUUUUCCACAUCCACCUAUGAAUUUGCAGUGUUUCUAUUCAGAUGUUUUUAUGCAUAUUUUGAAUUUAUGCAUAAAAACAGCUGGAUUGGAAACAUGACUACUGCUACAUUAUGUUGAGAAUUUAUAUUAUGCUAAUUUAAUUUAAUUUUCACAUUGUUCAAACUAUUGAAAAAAUGUUUUAUAAAAUAAAUUGACAUUGCCAAAAAAAUAUUCUAAACAAUUCAAGUUUGUACUGUCGGGUUACUUUUGAAACAUUUGAUGAAACUGAAAUUCUCAAUUUAAAAUGAAAAUGUAAUUUUUUUUUUUUUUUUUUUUUUUUGCAAAGAUAAAGGACAAAAUAUGUUUGCAGUUACAUAUCAACAAGGUCAUAGUCAGUUAUAUUUAAUAAAAACAAGACUAACACAAAAAAUCUAGCUUGCAUUGUUGUGUUACUUUUGACCCACCUGUGCGUUAUUUUCGCCCCACCUGACGGGGUCAAAAUUAACAAUGUGCAACUUAUGUUCAAAGUGAAAUUAUACUGAAGCAGUUCUACAUUUAUACAAAAUGCCACCUGGUAUUGAUAGACCACACUGAGUUAUUGACCACAGCAAAAAUAUAUCUCUGUCUAAAACAUUUUAAAAUUAAAUUGUGAAAAAUGGUACUUUCGUCCCUGCUCUCCCCUACACAAUGAUUUAACCCUUGACCUAUGAAAUGUAGUUUGAUAUAUGAUCCCUUUAACUGAUGUCAAAGAAAAUACAAAAUUACUACUUUG
This is a messenger RNA of Megalobrama amblycephala (Wuchang bream), 2950 nucleotides long. It is a transcript of the gene nudt19, whose product is annotated as nudix (nucleoside diphosphate linked moiety X)-type motif 19. Bases 101 to 1306 code for a protein of 401 amino acids. The transcript has 3 exons. Lineage: Eukaryota; Metazoa; Chordata; Actinopteri; Cypriniformes; Xenocyprididae. Gene Ontology annotation, molecular function: hydrolase activity, acting on acid anhydrides, in phosphorus-containing anhydrides. Gene Ontology annotation, cellular component: mitochondrion. The record is from RefSeq and is a predicted model, not a curated record.